Penicillium olsonii is the source of this 825-nucleotide messenger RNA. The record is from the annotation of a GenBank genome assembly. Lineage: Eukaryota; Fungi; Ascomycota; Eurotiomycetes; Eurotiales; Aspergillaceae.
AUGGCUCCAAAUCCUACAGCCCGGCAGCCUCUCAAGCUGCUCAUGCUACACGGCUACACGCAGUCUGGCACCCUCUUCCACGCCAAAAGCCGCGCUCUCACCAAACACAUUCAGAAGGCCUUCCCGCUCCAUGAAGUGACAGCAAUUUACCCAACCGGGCCAAUGCGCCUGCGCCCUUCUGAAAUUCCCGGCCAUGAACCUACCGGCCAACCAGACGACGAAAUCGAAGCCUAUGGCUGGUGGCGGCGAUCAAACACAGCCAACCCACCCCUCUACACGGGGAUUGAGGAUGGCUUCGCGGCAGUUGCGCAAACUCUGAAGGCCGAAGGACCGUUCGAUGGUGUGAUCGGAUUCUCGCAGGGCGCCGCAAUGGCAGCCAUGCUAACUGCUCUCUUGGAGGGACGGAAAGAGUCCUUCGAGCACUUUGCAAAGAUAACCGAGGAUGGCGCAACGGGCAUGGAGAUCCCCGCACCAUUCGGCGAGCCAUUCCACCCGCCGCUGAAGUUUGCGAUUUUGUACUCUGGUUUCAGGGCUCCGGGGGCGCGAUACAAGGCUUUCUAUGAGCCUGCGAUUGCGACGCCUGCUCUGCAUGUUCUUGGGUCCUUGGAUGCUGUGGUCGACGAAACUAGAGGUCGGGCGCUAAUUGAGGCCUGUGCUGGUGAUCCGGAGAAGGAUGGGUCUGUAGUUUGGCAUCCCGGUGGUCACUUCUUGCCUAGUCAGCGACCAUACUUGGAUGCUGCUGUGAGGUUUAUUCGGGAGCAAUUGGAGGGUGGGAAGAAGAAGGUGGAGGAGGUGGAUGUUAACGACAUGGAUAUGCCAUUUUGA